AUGGUGUGCCUUUGGUGCCCCGCGGGCUCCUGGACAGUAAUUCUGACAGUGAGACUGACGUUGCUGAGCCCCCUCCUAGCGUGGGCUGGGGACCCCCCACCACUUUUCAUGGUGCAGGGGAAGUGCGAGUGUCAUUUCUCCAACGGGACGCGGGAGGUGCGCUUCCUGGACAGGUACAUCUACAACCGGGAGGAGCUGGUGCGCUUCGACAGCUACGUGGGGGAGUACCGGGCGGUGAGCGAGCUGGGGCGGCCGGCCGCCGAGCUCUGGAACCGCCAGAAGGAUGCCCUGGAGCGGGCGCGGGCCGCCGUGCACACCUACUGCAGGAACAACUACGAGUUCUUCCAGAGCCGCACCGUGCGGCGGCGAGUGGAGCCUACAGUGACUGUGUAUCCUGCAAAGACCCAGCCCCUGUGGCACCACAACCUCCUGGUCUGUUCUGUGAAUGGUUUCUAUCCAGGCCACACUGAAGUCAGGUGGUUCCGGAACGGCCAGGAAGAGAAGGCUGGGGUGGUCUCCACAGGCCUGAUCCCUAAUGGAGACUGGACCUUCCAGAUCAUGGUGAUGCUUGAAAUAGUUCCUCAGAGUGGAGAGGUCUACACCUGCCACGUGGAACACCCCAGCCGCACGAGCCCUGUCACAGUGGAAUGGAGGGCACAGUAUGAACUUUCACAAAGCAAGAUGCUGAGUGGAAUCGGGGCCUUUGUUCUGGGUCUGCUCUUCCUUGGGAUGGGGCUACUCUUCUAUAUCAGGAAUUAAAAAGGGCUUUAACACGAAGCCCCCAGAAAGGGGGGUAGAAGCAGCAUCAGGAGGUCAGGCUGGAGUCAACCCUCUCCUUCCUCUGUCGCCUGCAGGCCUCUUGAGCGGAAGCAAAGAUGGCAACACUCAAGCGAGAACCUUCUGUCCCAUGC
Hippopotamus amphibius kiboko is the source of this 911-nucleotide messenger RNA. RefSeq names its product DLA class II histocompatibility antigen, DR-1 beta chain-like. Bases 1 to 759 code for a protein of 252 amino acids. Gene Ontology annotation, molecular function: MHC class II protein complex binding. The record is from RefSeq and is a predicted model, not a curated record. The transcript is spliced from 5 exons. Gene Ontology annotation, biological process: positive regulation of T cell activation; immune response; peptide antigen assembly with MHC class II protein complex. NCBI's taxonomy places the organism in Eukaryota, Metazoa, Chordata, Mammalia, Artiodactyla, Hippopotamidae. Gene Ontology annotation, cellular component: MHC class II protein complex; late endosome membrane; lysosomal membrane.